This is a messenger RNA of Trichoderma virens Gv29-8, 321 nucleotides long. RefSeq lists its product as uncharacterized. Bases 1 to 321 code for a protein of 106 amino acids. The record is from RefSeq and is a predicted model, not a curated record. The transcript has a single exon. Lineage: Eukaryota; Fungi; Ascomycota; Sordariomycetes; Hypocreales; Hypocreaceae.
AUGCGCAUUUUCACCAAAAUCAAGGAGCUAAAAGCCCGGUACGACGACUGGAGAAUCCGUCGCUGCUGGGAAAAGUACCUCGAGAUCAAGGACUGGAUAAGCCAACAGGUCGAAGAGGAAGAGCGCAAGGAGCGGUACGAGGCGGAGCGGCUCGCCGCGAAGAAGAGGCGAAGAGCGGCGAGAAGGGCGGAAAAGGCGAAGAGAAAGGCAGAGCGCGGCGAGCCUACCUGGAAGAAGUACAUUCCCUAUUUUCCUAAGCCCAUCGGGUUCACGCCGCUUUGGGAGCUGGAUGAGAUGAUCCGCACGGGGGAGUUCAAGUGA